Pseudo-nitzschia multistriata is the source of this 1028-nucleotide messenger RNA. Lineage: Eukaryota; Bacillariophyta; Bacillariophyceae; Bacillariales; Bacillariaceae. The record is from the annotation of a GenBank genome assembly.
CCUAUUUUUUUCUCGUUGUGUUUGCGUUGCCCUUCCUUUCGAGUUGCUGCGAGACACCGAUGCACUACAUUAGGGGAGCAGGAAGAGACACACACUUCGAGAAGUCUCAGACCGGGCUCCAGCGAACGACCCACGCAAGAGAAGACGAGACAACACAGCGCCGCCCCGCCCUCCCCCCAGCCCUCGCAACGCCACAAGCACCCACCCACCUGCUUGCUUGCUUCCUUCCCAUGGGAUUCGCAGCGGGCCACGAGCGCCUCAAGAACGCCGUCCACGCGUACUGGAGGAAGAACCCGGUCCUCUCCCCGCGGACCACCGCCGGAAAGGUGGUCAUGGGGACGUUUUAYUUCUCCAUCCCGGUGGUCCUGGGGUACGCCCUGGUGGCCCCCCUUGCCGACCGGACCGAAGCCGCGGCGGGGGAGAGGCUCGCGGCGGCAGCCUCCGGAAGCAAGAGCGAGGGCUCGUCCGGCCGGCCGGAAAAGGUGGGGGCCGGCGGAUGGGGCGGGGGCGUCCGCCUGGCCGAGAGCAGCGCGCGCACCCAGGAGAUCAACAAGACCAACCUCGAGCGCUUUCUCAAGAAACAGCGGAGGCUCAAGGAAGACCGGGAGAGGGAACAACAGGCCUCGUGCUGACCGGGCGGACGGAACCAAACCAAACCAAACCAAACCAAACCAAACCAGACCGGUGGUUGGGGAAACCCGGCGGCCCCCUCGGAAGGGAAUGCCCCACCGGUGCACGAGAAACCCGGUGGCUUUUGCCGAACGGCGUACCCGCCAGGAAUGCMUCUUGUGAACMGAGAACCGAGAAAGAUCAAUUUGUCCGGAACGACGAAUCGCAAUCCCGGGCCAAAACUCGAAUCUGCAACACCGCAGCGGAUUGGAUCGGAGUUCGGUCUUUCUUCCGGAAAUCGCUGGGCGGUUUUGAAUCAAUGUAGUACUACAGUAUAGUGAUUGGCGGCAUUCGCUGCGUGUCGUGUAGCUGACGAACAAAACGAAAGAUUUUUUCUAGAAAAAAAACACACACACACA